AUGUCAAAUGGCGACAAGGAACGCGCUGCGGCUGCGCAACUAGUAAUCGACGAUGAACCAGAUGAGUGGGACAAGAGGAUCUUCAGUACAGGCUGUGCGGACGAGAACACGAAGUUGACAGACUGUUACUAUGAAAAGAAAGACUGGCGGGCGUGCAAGAUGGAGAUGGAGAUCUUUCGCCAAUGCUGGCAGAGACAUGGGAACGAUAAGCGCACCGGUACAAAAGAUGUUUGA
Messenger RNA from Cucurbitaria berberidis CBS 394.84, 234 nucleotides. RefSeq lists its product as uncharacterized. The transcript has 4 exons. The record is from RefSeq and is a predicted model, not a curated record. Gene Ontology annotation, cellular component: mitochondrial intermembrane space. Lineage: Eukaryota; Fungi; Ascomycota; Dothideomycetes; Pleosporales; Cucurbitariaceae. Bases 1 to 234 code for a protein of 77 amino acids. Gene Ontology annotation, biological process: mitochondrial respiratory chain complex IV assembly.